UCUGGUGCUAAUAAGCAUUCGCUUUCAACGUCCUAAUUAUUUGUCGUUGCUUAAGAUUCUUUAAUAAGUGGUUUGCCUUUGUGGCGUUGCCAAAUGAGGCGCACCAGCCGCACCCCAUUUGGCGUGUCGAGUUGACUAGCCAAGGGUGGACGCUAACAAGGGACAUUUAGUUGUGACACUUUUUGAGUGUUAAUUUAAAACUAUUAACUAUUCUGUUGUGUUGAAACUUGUCAUUGAUGCAUGUCCAGUAUUCGUCGCCGGUGAUUAAAAUGGAUGAAUGGGAUGAGGGAACCACCUGUGCUACUACACUUCCCAGCAACACCUUCACUGAGGGUCGUGGAGGAAGAGGAAGAGGCAGAGGAAGAGGAUUUAACAACUCAUUCUUCUCAGGUGAUAAUGAGAAUGGACACGAUGGGGGCAAUUGGAAAAGCACAAGAGAAGAAAGCAUUUUUGCAGAAAAAGGAAGCAGAGGCAGGAGUGGGGGUUUUACUGAAACGGAGGAAAAUGCAUUCGGUGGGUUUAGAGGAAGAGGCAGAGGAGGAAGAGGUGGCAGAAGAGGCUCUAGACAAGGUGGCGACCAGGGUGGCAGAGGAGGCUUUGGAGGAGGCUACCGUGGAAAAGAUGAAGAGGUUUUCUUUCAAGGUGACGAUAAAGGGCCACAAAACAAUGAUGGAAAUGAUGGUGGCAGACCCAAAGUCACAUAUGUUCCCCCAAGCCUGCCCGAAGACGAGGACAGCAUAUUUUCCCACUACGAGACGGGCAUCAACUUUGAGAAGUAUGACGACAUAUUGGUGGAUGUCAGUGGCACCAACCCACCGCAGGCAGUCAUGACAUUUGAGGAGGCAACAUUGUGUGAUUCCCUGAGAAAAAAUAUCUCAAAGGCUGGCUAUGUGAAGCCGACCCCUGUGCAGAAGCACGGCAUCCCCAUCAUCUCUGCUGGCAGAGAUCUCAUGGCUUGUGCUCAGACUGGAUCUGGUAAAACGGCCGCAUUCCUUCUCCCAAUUCUGCAGCAACUGAUGGCAGACGGUGUGGCAGCCAGUUCCUUCAGCGAGAUUCAGGAGCCUGAAGUCAUCAUUGUGGCCCCAACCAGGGAGCUCAUCAACCAGAUUUACCUGGAGGCCAGGAAGUUUUCCUAUGGGACGUGUGUGCGCUCAGUCGUGGUUUAUGGUGGAGUCAACACCUCGUACCAAAUUAGAGAAAUCUCAAAGGGGUGCAACGUGCUGUGUGGGACACCAGGACGUCUUUUGGACGUUAUUGGAAGAGGAAAGAUUGGGUUGGAAAAAUUGCGGUACUUGGUGCUGGAUGAGGCAGACCGGAUGCUGGAUAUGGGUUUCGAACCUGACAUGCGCCGUCUGGUGGGCUCCCCUGGAAUGCCACCCAAGGAAAAGCGUCAAACUCUGAUGUUCAGUGCCACCUACCCCGAAGACAUCCAGAGGAUGGCAGGAGACUUCCUCAAGGCUGAUUAUCUGUUCUUGGCCGUGGGCAUUGUGGGUGGAGCUUGCAGUGAUGUGGAGCAGACAUUCAUUCAAGUGACUAAGUUCUCCAAGAGGGACCAGCUCCUUGACCUCCUCAAGACCACAGGAGCUGAGCGCACCAUGGUGUUUGUGGAGACCAAGAGACAAGCGGAUUUUAUUGCCACGUUCUUGUGUCAGGAGAAAGUUUCAACCACCAGCAUUCAUGGCGACCGUGAACAACGGGAGCGAGAGCAGGCCCUGGCAGACUUCCGCUCCGGCAGAUGCCCAGUGCUUGUGGCAACCUCUGUAGCUGCCCGUGGUCUGGAUAUUCCAGAUGUUCAGCAUGUGGUCAACUUUGACCUCCCAAACAACAUAGAUGAAUAUGUCCACCGCAUCGGGAGAACUGGCCGCUGUGGUAACACUGGGAGGGCAGUGUCUUUCUACAAUCACGAUGCUGAUGGUCAGUUGGCUCGCUCCUUGGUCACAAUCCUGUCCAAGGCCCAGCAGGAGGUGCCCAAAUGGUUGGAGGAAUUUGCGUUCAGCAGCCAUGCUACCACUGGUUUCAACACCUAUGGAAAGACUUUUGCCUCCACAGACUCCAGGAAGGGUCAACAGGCAGGCUCUUUCCGAGACAAUGGUGAGAAGAGUCAGCCAGCAGCACCAGCUGCAGCUGACGAUGAAGAAUGGGAAUAGGCUGAAUGUUAGCCAUGUAAACACAAAGUGUUUUUUUUUUUUGUUGUUGUUGUUGUUUUUCCUUUUAAGGCACUCAGCUGUUUUAUCAGUGUUUUUGUUUGAAUGAAAAGAUACAAUGUCAGGCUGGGCAAAGUUAAAAUGUCAGCUUUAUCAAUCUUUAUUGACACACAUGUCAGAUUUGUUUUUGUUUUAAAUAUACCUUCAAUAAGUAUAGUAAUUGUCUAAACUCAUUGUUUAUGAGGAUAAAGUUCACAAUAAAUCAUUGUUCAAA
Molecule: messenger RNA, 2418 nt
Organism: Mugil cephalus (flathead mullet)
Lineage: Eukaryota; Metazoa; Chordata; Actinopteri; Mugiliformes; Mugilidae
Gene: ddx4
Product: DEAD (Asp-Glu-Ala-Asp) box polypeptide 4
Exons: 21
Coding region: 237-2147 (636 amino acids)
Biological process (GO): cell differentiation; gamete generation
Cellular component (GO): P granule; nucleus
Molecular function (GO): RNA binding; ATP binding; RNA helicase activity
Source: RefSeq, a predicted model, not a curated record